CCCCAUUUUACUUUUAAAAAAUGUCUGUCUCUUCUUUCUUACGCAAAUAAGCGUCAAGAUCAACAUUCUACGACGCUUCUUUUCUUUUUCCUGUUGAUCCCAUAAAAAAAAAUGAUGACUCGUCAUAACACGCCAUUUAGAUUUCAACCGAUCCUGCCACGACGUUUCGCGCUUGAAUUCUGUAUUCAAGCAUCCAAAGGGGGUGCGUGGGUGAUCACUGUGGUGAGAGAUCAAACCCUAUCCAUUGGUCUUGGACUCUGCGCAAGAAAUACAUUCAAACGUAUUUAUUUUGCAUGGAUGCAGCACCAAGAAAACAAAAGAGUUGUCUAAAAGAACUUUUUUUUUAUACCAUAUUCUUUCUGUUGGGUCUCAUUCAUCCAUCUCAAAACAAAGCCAAUUUGCAUCUCGAAAACAAUGCCAUUUUUUUUUUUAGCAGCCAUACCUUUACCUAUGCUGGUUUGGACUGUAUUUUUGUAAAGAGCCUAUACAUGCUUUCACACAUAUCAAUCCCUUCAACCAUCAUAGGACGCAUGAUAGUGACGACGUGAGCGCUCUUGUGCACUUGUUUGUUGUACGCAAUGGCUUGGUUUAUUCACGUUUGGCUGCCGCUUCAAAACAAAUCAUAAAAGUGGCUAGGCGCAAGCUGUCAAUCAACGGAGGAAAAAAAACCAAGAGCAAAAAUUCAAUUUUUUUUUUUUUUCAGGUACGAAAAAUUGGAUACCGCGGCUCCCCGUUGGCCGCGGUGGUGGAUUGACAACAUUCCACGUAAAAUGACCGCUCCCCAACCCCCCCCCCGUUUUCUAAUGACAAAAAAAAAAAAAAA
This is a messenger RNA of Mycotypha africana, 823 nucleotides long. RefSeq lists its product as uncharacterized. The record is from RefSeq and is a predicted model, not a curated record. The transcript has a single exon. The coding region runs from base 294 to 548 and encodes 84 amino acids. Lineage: Eukaryota; Fungi; Mucoromycota; Mucoromycetes; Mucorales; Mycotyphaceae.